AAGAAAUUCAUGUGAACGAGGGCACCAAACACGUGACACCUACGUCCACGCUGGCAACCCUUUAAUAAGGCAACCUCACAUCUCAAGGAUUCACAUCGUUAACAGGUUGAUGCGACGAUGAACGGCUCACAAGAAAACGCUUCGUCCAUUAGUGACGGCAUUUCAAGCGACAUCACCAUUGCUAAAAUCUUCCUUUACAGUGUGAUUCUCAUUUGGUCACUGCUUGGCAACAUUCUUGUCAUUGUUGCCAUUCUCAAAAACAGUGGUUUAAAAACGAACUUCAACUAUUUGAUAGUUAACAUGGCCGUUUCGGACUUGAUAAUACCUUGUUUGGCACUUCCAAUGAAGAUUGCCGAUGCAAACGUGCGUCCUUAUGAAUGGUUGGUAGACGGACAACUGGGGAGCUUUUUGUGUAAAAUGUGCUAUUUUGUGGCUGAUAUUUCCACUGCAGUGUCGGCAUUUAGUCUCGUCAUUAUUGCAGCCAAUCGUUUUUUCGCCAUAGCAUUCCCCAUGCGAGGGAGAUUGUCAAAAACCAAAACGCUGAGACUCAUUUCUUUGACAUGGAUUUUGGCUGUGAUGUUGCUUUCUCCAUAUCUCUACACGUAUCAAAUUGAAGAUGGGUAUGGAUGGACAAUGUGCUUAAGUACAUGGUCUCCUGCCUUUGAUGAUGCCGUUUCUGAGGCAAUCUUCACUGUGUUUGUCAUUGCUGUAGUCUUUGCACUUCCAUGUUUUGCAAUCACCAUCUUUUAUUCGUUGAUGCUGUGCAAACUACGACAGAAUUCCAACAACAUGGCGUACAUGCUUAAUCAAGAACAGUACAAGCGACGACGACAAAAAGACAAAAACAUUUUCAUCAUGACUGUUGUCAUCAUGCUUCUCUACAUGUUUCUGUGGGGGCCGUUUUUCUGUACUUUAAUUAUUUUAACCUUCUUUGUACAUGUAAACAAUGACAAUGAGCACAGCGUGCAGACGGUUAUAGUGACUGUCCAGUAUCUUGGUUAUCUCAACUCAGCCGUAAACCCCUGCGUGUACUUUUACUUUUUGAAAAACCUUCGACAAGGAGCGAAGAAGCUAUUUUUAAAGACGUCUUGGAGAAGAAGCACAACAGAUUCGACCGUGCACAUUACAACUUUCCGUUCCAGAGUUACAAGUUUACGCGGACGACGCACCUCCAUGAAGACAUCCGAGGUAUAACGAGACUAAGAUUCCUGCAUUGUUCCCAAUUUCAAACAAACUAUGUGCUUAUUAAGAUAAAAAAAAAACGCUUACAAAAAUAAAAAGAUGUGUAAAGUCACAAUUAUUGUUACCAUAAUAUUUGUAGAUCAGUUAAUAUCCAAGCACGUGUUUAGAGGCUCGAAUAAUAGAAACGAAAAAACCGGUGGGAGGCCAAGUGUUGCAUUUGCAUACACACUUGAAUGACUUUUAAAGUGAUGUUUCAGUAUUGUUUUUGUAAAUAAACGUGUUCACUUAAC
Messenger RNA from Exaiptasia diaphana, 1472 nucleotides. RefSeq names its product somatostatin receptor type 1. NCBI's taxonomy places the organism in Eukaryota, Metazoa, Cnidaria, Anthozoa, Actiniaria, Aiptasiidae. Gene Ontology annotation, cellular component: membrane. The transcript has a single exon. Gene Ontology annotation, biological process: G protein-coupled receptor signaling pathway. Gene Ontology annotation, molecular function: G protein-coupled receptor activity. Bases 118 to 1194 code for a protein of 358 amino acids. The record is from RefSeq and is a predicted model, not a curated record.